AUGCUCUCGGCCACGCGUGACAGUGGCUCCCCAAAGAAACGAGCCUUUUCCCGCGGGAUGAGUGAGGAAGAGUCCUUGCGGAGCUUCAUGAAGGAGGCUGAGAGUUCUUCCAGACGUUUGACCAGGAGUGACAGCCGAGCAGGGACGCUGAAGAAGAAGACAGAUAGCCAGACUGAACAAGAGAUCUUCAUGGGACUGCCAGAAAUGCUGGAGCUUCAGGCCAGCUACGAGGAGGCCGUGACGGAGCUGCGUGGGCUGGAGGUGGAGCGGGACACGCUUCUGUUCCAGGUGGACGUGCUGCAGGACACUCUGGAGGGAGUGGAGGAGCUGUUGGCAGAGGGCCAGAGAGAGACGGGGCAGGCUAACGCUGAGCUGCAGAGAGAGCGAGAGGCCCGUAGGAAGCUGGAGGGAAUGGUCAGCACGUUGAUGAAAGAAGUGGAGAGGUUGAAAGAGGAAGUAAAUAACAACAAUCCGGAUCCAAACGGGUCCAGAAAUCAGAAAGACGAAACCGACAUGCCACCAAUUGACACAAUCAGACCCACGCUGCCCCCUGCUGGUGAGGCCGAGGAGACCGUCGUGCCGAAGGUGCGUCCAGCCGUGAGUAUGUCUCCGGUGCGCGCUCCUUCUCUGGCCCUGGACUUGGCAUGCGAGGACGGCGUUCUCCUGAGGCCAUACGAACACAGUCUCCCGGACGAUGAGAAAACGGACUCGGACAGCGUCAGCGCUUACGAAGACGCGCCCGCCGACACCCCUGACAACAACGGGCUCUUUCCAGGAGAGGGCGCCACCGCAGAUCUGCCCCACGAUUCGGAAUACACUGAUAAGAAUCAACCCGACGCGUGUGUGCUGUCAUAG
Molecule: messenger RNA, 855 nt
Organism: Knipowitschia caucasica
Lineage: Eukaryota; Metazoa; Chordata; Actinopteri; Gobiiformes; Gobiidae
Source: the annotation of a GenBank genome assembly